Eruca vesicaria subsp. sativa (arugula) is the source of this 648-nucleotide messenger RNA. The record is from the annotation of a GenBank genome assembly. Lineage: Eukaryota; Viridiplantae; Streptophyta; Magnoliopsida; Brassicales; Brassicaceae.
AUGGAAAGUGAACUUAGCUUCUUGAUUUCUGUUCUGAUCAUAUGUGCAGACAUUUCAGCAGGAGUCCUUGGGAUAGAAGCUGAGAUUGAUCAGAGAAAGCAGCAACAUCACCAUGAUCAUCAACAACAUUGCAGAAACCCAAGCUCUGGAGCUUUUGCUGAGGGAGUAGCUGCAUUGGUGCUUCUCUCUAUUGUCCAUGUAACAGCCAAUGUGCUUGGAGGCUACGCUUACGUACGUUCCAAGCAAGAUUUCAAGAGAGCAACGGCUAACAAGAUACUCGCAGUGGCUUUCCUUGUGAUCUCCUGGAUCUUCUUUGCUGUCAGCUACUCGACGCUUGUGGUAGGGACAUUGGCCAACUCGAGAUCGAGUAGAUUCUGUGGCUUGCGGAGUCGUUGGCUCUUUCUGAUUGGAGGCAUAUUUUGUCUAGGUCAUGGACUAGUGACUUCAGCAUUUUAUGUUUCAGCCCUUGCUGCUAGUAAAGAAGACAUACAAGAAGAUCCAGCAAAUAGAAGAGGCGCAUGAUCCUUGUCUUUUUGACACAAUCAUGUCUCGUGAGUGUAUAAAAACUAACAACAUAACACUUGAAGUGCUUCACUUUUAGUAAAAACUUGCUUUCUUGACAUUAAUAAACCUGAAAAAGUUUCAAAG